Stereum hirsutum FP-91666 SS1 is the source of this 489-nucleotide messenger RNA. RefSeq lists its product as uncharacterized. The record is from RefSeq and is a predicted model, not a curated record. NCBI's taxonomy places the organism in Eukaryota, Fungi, Basidiomycota, Agaricomycetes, Russulales, Stereaceae. Bases 1 to 489 code for a protein of 162 amino acids. The transcript has 4 exons.
AUGUUUUCCCUUUCCGUUCUUACUGUUAUUGCUGCUAUCUCUGGCAUCGUUGCCGCACAGGAAUCCCACAGAGUCUCGCUGACCAACAACUGUAAAUCUGGAGAGGCUGUGUUUCUCUACCAGGCUGACGGAAACCCGCAAGGAUCCACCACUAUCGAAGGCGAACUUCUUGGUGGUAUUGCCUGGGUCUCAGGCUACGCUGGAGCGAACUGCGAAAACUCUGGUGUUAACUGCGGAGCCGUCGAGUUCACUCUGGUGAACCCGAACGGCGGAGCAAACACCCAGAACGCGGCGGACUUCACGCUCGAAGGACAGCCUGCCAACGGGAACCAUCAGUUCACCUACGAUAUGGCGUUCAACUUCGUGGGAUGUGCUGGCAGCGCUACAUGCGAUGAGCCCGACUGCCCUGGUUCGUUCACCGACCCCACUCAUGGAACGCCUGUUCAGUGCACGGCCAGCAAUGUUGGGAUUGACAUCACCUUCUGUUGA